Molossus molossus (Pallas's mastiff bat) is the source of this 786-nucleotide messenger RNA. It is a transcript of the gene BRICD5, whose product is annotated as BRICHOS domain containing 5. The record is from RefSeq and is a predicted model, not a curated record. Gene Ontology annotation, biological process: regulation of cell population proliferation. Bases 1 to 786 code for a protein of 261 amino acids. Lineage: Eukaryota; Metazoa; Chordata; Mammalia; Chiroptera; Molossidae. The transcript has 5 exons.
AUGGAGCAGGGGAGCUGCUGUGCAGAGGACUUCAGGCCUGGGCUUGUCAGAGUAAAGACCAGGGCCUGCCAUGGGGGCUGGAGAGCCCUGGGCCUGCUGCUGUUGCUGUUGCUGCUGGCACUGGCCACUGCUGUGGCUGUGGCUGGAGGUCUUCUUGGCUUUGCCCACAGCCCUCCCAAGCCACUACUGCAGAUGCUCCAUCUGACCCUCCCAAGCCCCAGGGUGUACGAGUUCAACCAAACUGCUCAGGUGGACGAGACCCGGAAUGUGGCAACCAUCAGGGUAACCCCGGCUCAGAGCAACCACAGCUGGGUGGUGCUGUUCGAUGGGCAGAGCGGCUAUGUCUGUUACCGCCCUGCGGAGCACCGGGCCUGCUUCCUCCAUCUGAUGGAGCCCAGAGAUCGCAAAACCUUGCAGCUUCUGGUGAACACCUCAAGGGCCCAGGGGUCUCACAGCCCCAGCCAGGAUACCCACUAUGCGCAGGAGCUGCUGGCAGUACUUGGGAGCCGUGAGGUGGACCCUUCCCAGGUGGGGGAUUCAGUGCGGCACUUUUGCACAAAGAUCCCCAUUUACUGGGCCCGUCGAGCAGAGGGUGAGUCGUGGGGGCUAUGGGGAGAGGCCUGGACUCCCAAGGACAGUCUGGGAGAGGGAGAGGAUCUCUUUGGGGUUCACAGAGGCCCCUCCCCUCCAGGGCCCCGGAGGCAGCGGCUGAUCUACCUAUGCAUCGACAUCUGCUUCCCAAGCAACAUCUGCGUGUCAGUCUGCUUUUAUUAUCUCCCAGACUGA